This is a messenger RNA of Myotis daubentonii (Daubenton's bat), 5898 nucleotides long. It is a transcript of the gene SLC25A27, whose product is annotated as solute carrier family 25 member 27. Lineage: Eukaryota; Metazoa; Chordata; Mammalia; Chiroptera; Vespertilionidae. The record is from RefSeq and is a predicted model, not a curated record. Gene Ontology annotation, biological process: transmembrane transport.
AAGGCAUCAUUUUCCCUUUAGUGAGGAUGACCUUUUGAAAAACAAAAUCCACUUUUCAUCCUUAUUGAAAUAAUCUCUUGGAUGUAUAUUCUUUUUUUAAAAACUUAUCUUUACUAUUGAAACUAUUACGUAUGUCCCUGUGAUUUAUAUUCUUACACAGCCUCGCUACAUCAUUGUCUUUUGGGUCCAAAUUGUGGAACCAACUUAUUAACCUGUCACACUUAAUUGAGCCUGCUGUACUCAGCAUCUGCCAGUUGGCCACUUGGAGCUUAACUCAUCUACUGUGUUUACCUUGCAGGAUUCUGAGAAGUCAAAAAUAAAUAAAUACUAAACCCAAGGCAAGACCCCCAAUAAUCAUGUUGUUAUUAUUAUAAUUACUGCAAUGCUAGAGACUGUGGAGAUGUAGUUUAAAAGACCCAGUUCUGACCUUACAGGCUGGUGGCGAGACAUGCUUUCUUAUAAUGAAGGUAUUGUUAGGUAUCAUACGAGCACAGAGAUGAGCGGGUACCUCUGUGUAAGCAAGUCAGGGAAACGGCAGGCCACCUAGCGCAGACUGAGGAUGCCCUCCCAGGAGCAGGUGGUGUUUCUUCCAAGGAUUUGUGAGUAGUGCCUGCCGUUCCCUGUGAAGCCUUCACUGUGCAUUUUACCAUGACCCUUUCAUUUUGUUGCCCAUUUAAAACAAACAAAAAGUAACAGCUCUGAUGUGUUAUCAUUUGUAAAUGUUUGCCCUGUUCUACAAUGAGCUUAGUUUGUAUUUCCAGCCCAGCCAGCACAUUCUCUGUUGUUCCGCCCUUUGUGCUCCUCCACUCUUGCCCUUUGAACCUUCUCCUUUUUUCUCUAUCCACUGAAAACUGAUGGAGAAUUACUUUCAUUCAUUGUUUUUACUGAAAUGUAAUUGAUCAACUUUUUUUUAAAUUUAAAAGCAGAUUGCUGAAUGAUUAGAUAUAUUUCCAGCAACCUUUCCCCUCGAUCUCACAAAAACUCGACUCCAAAUGCAAGGAGAAGCUGCCCUUGCUCGGCUGGGAGACAGCGCAAGAGAAUCUACUCCCUACAGGGGCAUGGUGCGCACAGCCCUCGGGAUUGUCCAAGAGGAAGGCUUUCUAAGGCUUUGGCAAGGAGUGACACCUGCCAUUUACAGACACGUAGUGUACUCUGGAGGUCGAAUGGUCACAUAUGAACAUCUCCGUGAAGUUGUGUUUCGCAAAAAUGAAGAUCAGCAUUAUCCCCUUUGGAAAUCAGUGAUUGGAGGGAUGUUUGCUGGUGUGGUUGGCCAGUUUUUAGCCAACCCAACAGACCUAGUGAAGGUUCAGAUGCAAAUGGAAGGAAAAAGGAAACUCGAAGGAAAACCACUGCGAUUUCGUGGUGUGCAUCAUGCAUUUGCAAAAAUCUUAGCUGAAGGAGGAAUACGUGGGCUUUGGGCAGGCUGGGUACCCAAUGUACAAAGAGCAGCGCUGGUGAAUAUGGGAGAUUUAACCACGUAUGAUACAGUGAAACACUACUUGGUAUUGAAUACAACACUUGAGGACAAUAUCAUGACUCACAGUUUAUCUAGUUUCUGUUCUGGACUGGUAGCUUCUAUUCUGGGAACACCAGCUGAUGUCAUCAAAAGCCGAAUAAUGAAUCAACCACGAGAUAAGCAAGGAAGGGGACUUUUGUAUAAGUCAUCCACUGACUGCUUGAUUCAGGCUGUCCAAGGAGAAGGGUUCAUGAGUCUGUAUAAAGGCUUUCUACCAUCUUGGCUGCGAAUGACCCCUUGGUCACUGGUGUUCUGGCUUACUUACGAAAAAAUCAGAGAGAUGAGUGGAGUCAAUCCAUUUUAAGCCCUUAAAGAGACAGUGUUCAGUAUCAGUGAAAUAUGGGCAUCUGUAACACCCCCCUAUUAUUUCUACCUCGUUAGGAAGACACCUUCCACUACAGAGACUGUGAUUUAUAGGGGACAGCACUUUGUUUUUCUCUGGAAGCCCGAGUUCUCUCUGACUCCUCUUUGUUCAGAAGCAAUCUGUGUGGAUAACACAGGCCACCCAGUGGACCCAGCAGAGCACUUUCUAAAGACGAAUGCAAGCCUGACCACUUCCCUUGGGAGAUCUGACCUUUGAGACGCUGUUCUGUGCUGAAGAGAAUAACAGGAGAAGUGCCAGUGGGAGACAGCAGCUCAGAUCUGGAGUAGACAAUAGGGAUGGGGAAGAAUACACACAUACAUAGUGACGAAGAAAUAUACUUAACCCGUUAUGUCAGUAUUUCCAAUUGACACUUGAUAAUUCACUUUCCUGUUGUUGUUAACGUGCACAUACUGUACAUUACAUAGAAGUGGAUGAAAAUUCAUGAAUAAAUACUUUGAAUUUCCCUAGUGUUGAAGGACGUUAAUGUACCAUUUCUUGCCAGGAAGAUGAAAAAAUCAAGGUGGUAGGAUGUUUGAAUUUGAAGGAAAGAAGCUGCUUUCUGUCAGCGCCCCGUCGUUAGUUAGACCUGUGUUAACUGGUCAGCACUCCACGCACCUGCUGGGGGCUUCUGACAGCCACAGACUGAAGCUUGAUGAAAACAGAGUAUUUACUUUGUCCCAUGUCCCGCUACAACCUGGAUUUGUUGCUAGCUCUCAAGAAACUUCAAUAUAUUAAAAAUUCAACUCACUUGAUUAAAGUGCAGGUGGAUAGAUCUUUUUAUAAAGCAUCUUGUUAUCAUAAGCCCUUUAGUGGCAAUUUAAAAGCAAGGCUGAGGUUAAGUCAGCCAGUUCUGACAUGUACUGGUACCCUCUCUUGUUUCCCCUUCCCUAACACCGAGGACUCUAGAAAGAGAGAGAGCCAGAACUCAGAAAUCACACUGAAGCUGUCUCUAGCCUGAAUCUUACUCAGUUUGACAGCUUCCUGCCAAAAAGUGAUAACUGCCUAGGAUAUAGUUAUAUCUCCCUCCAAUCCCUCAAUCACAUCCAUUUUCUAAUUUUAGAAAGAUGAGAGAGUUCUUCAGAUUCACCCGUAUCCACCUGCUCCCCCAGCACCAGACAGUGGGCAUGUCUGGGUGGAUGGCUGCAGUUAUGGGUAAAUGUUGUAACUGUCAAAAUAGGAAAACUCAGAAAGCCCAGACCUAAGAAACCUGACCUUGAGUCUAACCAAACAAUUGUUAUGGACCGAGAUGCUGUUGAAAAGGUUUACAAGUGCUCUGUGAUUGCACUAAUGCACAAUCACUGCCAUUGAAGAGGGGAAAUGUACUCUAAAAUAUAUUUUCGUGUGAUAAACUAAUUUGCUGAUUUUUCUGUACAGUUUGCAUGAAAUCUUUAGGUGGUGUAGUUUCCCACUGCGUUUGUCAAUCUGUAUGAAUCGAGUUGUUAAAUACAUUUAAAAUUAUACUAUGUAAUUACAUUCCCAAGUGUUCUGCAUUAGAAACACUUGGAGAACUUCUGUUAUUUUAUGUUUUAUAAUAAUUAAAAUUAAGUAAAGACUUAAUUUCUUAUUAUACUAGAUCAAAAGAACUAUAUGAAACUGUACCCUAAAAAUAUUUAUUUAGCUUUAUAAAUAAAUAAAUAACACUCCUUCGGUUUUUCGGGUAAAAACACUGCUUAAGUACCAAGAUUCCUCUUUGGUACCUGGACUCAACAUGAGUGAUUGGAAUUUUUUAACCUGAAAUGACUUCCUAGGGCCAUCUGGUUUAACUCUUUGAUUUUACAUGUUAGAAAACUAAGGCUCAGAGAAUUAGAGUUGUUCAUGCUUGUAAGUUACUUAGUAGCAGAGCCAGGAUAAAAAUACAGAUCUAAUUACAACUAACAGCUAUUGUACUGAUUUUUCUUUAUGGAAUUUGUUGUCUUAUUCAUGUUAACUUCAGUUGCCUUUAGCGUAAAUUUUAAAAUGGAGACACCAUGCUUUAGUUUGAACAUUAAGACCCUCAUACUCUGACCAAAUCCUGUAUAUUUAACACAUAUAAGCCCAUCACAUUCACACUUUUCCAGGGAAAUCAUGUUCAUUCAUGUAUUUUGGAACUUUGCUUUACUUUUACCAACUUAAAAUCAUCUUGCUCCUCUUCAAAAUAAUAAAAAGUAAAUAAAAAGGAAUAAAAAGUUCAGUAAUUUUGUGUUCAUACUAAAAGACUUAACCAUUUCAAUCUUACAUUCUUAUUAUAUUACUUCAAUAUGUGGUUUUAUCUUCACUUCAGAAUUGAUAACACUUAACAUCUGUUUCUUUUGCUUAACCUCCACAUUUUUUCUCUUCCCAAAUCAUUUUUUCUUGUUGAAAAAAAAUAUAUUCUUACUUUCAGUUAUAUAAUUAUUUAUUCUUUAUAAAUGACUUAGCAUAUAUAUCUAAAUAAAGAGAUAAUAGUUCCUAAAUUUGCUUUUAGUAAGGAACAAUGUGUCUUUAUCAAGUUCUCCAAAUGUAUAUUUUAUUGUGACUAGGGGUAGGACUAUGUCUUUAUGUCUUGUUUUAUAUAUAUAAUAUAUAUCACUAUUCAUUAGUAGCAUUUCUUUGAUGUUUGGUACUCAGAAAAUGUUGAUUACAGUUACAUACUGCAUGAAUCAGUUAAUUUUCUCUUCAUUAUUUUAAGAACUUAUCAUAAAACUAGUCUGAAAUUUCUUUCACUUUGCUAAGAAAAAGUAAACAUUCAGAAAUGUAAAAAAAAAAAUGCUGUUCUGUUAUUUUCAAAGAUUUAAGCACAACCAUUAACAAUUUAAAUAGUUUUGUAUGUUUUUCUUCAUAAAUGAAAAUAGAUUCUCUCAGGACCUGUGGUUAUAAAAACAAAUGGUGGGGGGGCUAUUGUCUUCUUCCCAGUUAAACAUUGACUCUUAAAAAUGAUUACCAAACAAAUAUAUAUUAUAAUUCAAUGCCAGAUAAUGUGGAUAAAGGAUAGUGACCACACUAUCCUUUAUCUAAAGACCUUUAUCAGAUUUGGUGUUCUACUCUGACAAAGCCUAACUAUAAUCAGUUUCCUUCACUUCCCAUGAUUCUUGAUUUCUACUUCUUGAUAAGGUGAAGUGAUUAAACUCUAGAAUCUUAAAUUGCAUAGACUUGAAGGGGGCCAUUAUAUUUAUGCCAGGUGAAAGAGAGAAGAUUAAAAGUAUUUAUUGGGAUUUUUGUUUUCUGGUCUUAAUUGAUUUGUCAUAUUUCAAGAUUGGGAAAGGUUUAUUCAGGCGUUAAAGUAUAACACAAACUUAAAAAAAAAAAGAUUGAAAAGUAUAAUACAUUUUAUAUGGCUGGCCUGUCUCACUCAGAAAUCCACCAAAUAGCAGUCAUCUUCAGACAACUCUGGGCAUGUCAGCCCAUAUUCUUCUCUUCAAUUGCUCCUUUCUACACACAAUAAAAAUUAAAAUUCUUAGUACUAUAUGCAAGAACCUCUCCAUAUGACUCCAUUUCCUAACCUUUGCAUUUCACUGCAUACCUGCACUCUACCUCCUUUUACAUGCAUUGCUCACUAAUUUCUCUGGAGAUGCUCCCGGCUGCCUUUCAUGCAGUGUUCACACUGGGCUCCCCAACAGACUUUCCACCAUCACUACUACCCAUCCCUUCUCAUUUCCAUCAGUUACAUCCAGAAGUAACAUCUAGAAUGAUCUCUGAGGACCUAGACAUCUUCAACCCCCGUCUUCCCACUGCCUCUUCUACUGCAGCUAUAUGUCUGAAUGUAUGGGUGUGUGCCUGUGUCCCCUCCGCUACAUCUCUGUUUCUCGUACAAUUCAAACAGGAGCCAAUAAAAAGGUAUUGAUUGAAUUCAGAGAUUUUUGAGGGGCGGAGAGAGAAAAAUUUAGGCACACAUGGUUAAGUCAUUUGUUGUUUUCUUCCUACUGUCGGAGUAAUUAUGUUAAGUCAGCAACACUUGAUUCUUGACCAUAUUACCAGUAAAUGCUUAACUGCAUUUUCCUAAGAUCACAUGUUUACAUGUAUGUAAUUAACAUUUUAAAGAGGUAUUAAUCAGUUUAAUAGC